UUGACCUACGUGCAAGAUUAUGGAGGCCGGAAUAAUUCUUUCCAUUGUCUUGUAUUUUAUUGUAUAUUUUUUGUCUGUCGAUGCUAAGUUACAAUCUGUAGAAGAAAAGCGUAUUUUACUGGAUGAUCCAGCUGUGAUACUUUCUCAGCUUCAUACCUUGACGAAUGAAGUCCAGUCUCUUCGAUCACAGCUCCAGGACCAAACGGCCGAAAUCAACUCACUCAAACAGUCAAGAUCCACAACUGAAGGCCAGAUUUACAUCGUAUGGGGGAAGAAAGCGUGUCCAGCAUUAAACGGCACGCGCACUAUAUAUAGUGGAAUAUCAGCAGGAAGGCAGUUCACAUAUCACGGAAGCGGAACAAAUACGUUAUGUCUGCCACACAAUCCUGACCCUACUCCUUCUGACUUCCCAACGUCCUACCAAAAUGUAGCUGGUGAAAUAUCCGGUACCAUUUUUGGCGCAGAAUACGAAUUCAACUAUAAAAGCGUUGCCAUUGACGACGAUGUUCCUUGUGCUCUGUGCAUGGCUUCACGCGCCACCUCUGUGACUAUGAUUCCCGCCAAAACUUCGUGUCCUUCUGGUUGGUCCGUUCAGUAUACAGGGGUACUGACUUCCGGUUCUGAUUACAGUGGUCAUACAGGAACAGAAUAUUUGUGUGUCGAUGUCAAUCCAGAGUACUUGACGGAGGGAUCACGACAACAAGAUAAUAAUGGAAGACUAUUCUAUCCCGUGCGAGCUGUGUGUGGAUCAUUGCCUUGUCCACCUUACAAAAACAAGCAAUCCAUCUCUUGUGUGGUCUGUUCUAUAUAG
Molecule: messenger RNA, 811 nt
Organism: Saccostrea cuccullata (small rock oyster)
Lineage: Eukaryota; Metazoa; Mollusca; Bivalvia; Ostreida; Ostreidae
Product: short-chain collagen C4-like
Exons: 3
Coding region: 20-811 (263 amino acids)
Source: RefSeq, a predicted model, not a curated record